Molecule: messenger RNA, 2722 nt
Organism: Salvelinus namaycush (lake trout)
Lineage: Eukaryota; Metazoa; Chordata; Actinopteri; Salmoniformes; Salmonidae
Product: myoneurin-like
Exons: 3
Coding region: 181-2046 (621 amino acids)
Biological process (GO): regulation of transcription by RNA polymerase II
Cellular component (GO): nucleus
Molecular function (GO): protein binding; RNA polymerase II cis-regulatory region sequence-specific DNA binding; DNA-binding transcription factor activity, RNA polymerase II-specific
Source: RefSeq, a predicted model, not a curated record
CCGGACAUGGAGACUUUGACGUCAUGGCAGGGACUCCCUAAAAGCAGCUGUUGAAGAGUGUCACGUCGUCAGCCUCGUAGUAUCAAAAGCGUGUGAUUCUUUUCCGAAUGAAAGCGCACGUAGACACCGGCAGCGGAGUAUAUACACGGAUACUUUAGUUUUCACUUUUGCAAGGAUUCUAUGCACGUAUUUAAGAAGAGUGCGUUCACGAUGAAUGUGAGAACAUAUCCUUUAGUGGUCAGCACCCAUGCUGUGGCCCUGCUGAGGAAACUAAAUUUUCAGAGAAUGGAGGGGCAAUUUUGUGACUGUGUGAUUCGACAACAUCUGAACCCGGUGAAACUCUAUCUGGCCCACAAAAAUGUCCUGUCAGCUUCUAGUCCCGUCUUGGCUUCCCUUCUCCCCAGUAAAGGUGCACUGCUGGACUUGCAGUUUCCAUCCUCUUCAACUGAAAUUCUGGGGUCUCUUUUGGAAUUUAUCUACACUGGGACACUACCCCCACCAGAUCAGGAUGAAUCUAUUCUCUCUGCUGCUACUUAUCUGCAAAUGGAUGAACUACAGAAGGCUUUAAUAAGAAGGAGCACACUGGACACAUCAUCUGAGUCUGACUGCACUGUUGCAGAUAUAAAACCCAAUCUAAAGAGGAAAUGCUCAGAUCAGCAGCAAAACAAGAAGAAUGAACAUUCUCCAUCGCAGUGCACACCAACCCCUCUAAGUUGUGAAGUCGUCCCCGUCAUAUGCCAUGUCAGCACAACUGGAAAGCCUUCUCUAUUGUCAGAAACCAGACCUGAAAGCAGAAAAUUGAACAGUGAGUCUGACGUGACCAUAAAGGAGGCAGGAGUCAGUGAACGAAAGGUGACACUUGGUCAUGGACACAAUUUAAAGCACUAUGGAUUACAAACGGAUGAUAAUUAUGAGGCAGCUUUAUAUGAGUCACAACCAAAACAAAGCAAGAUUUUAUCUGGCAGUGCAUGCUCCAAUGUCCAGGAUCUGCCCAUGGCUGCCCCAGAGGAUGCAGCAUAUUACACAGGAAGGCGUCAGAGGGAGUUGGAUGAAAAAUCUGUAUUACAAAGUUCUGGGAAUGCCAUCCUGACACAUACUGCUGUAUGUUCAGAAAUUGGUGAGGAAGAUGAUACUGAAAACACCACAAAUCAGGAAUUUACAUCCCACUUCAAUACUUCAAGUCAUUACUCCAGGAUUCAUAGUUGUCCUCACUUAGAUAAAACUUCCAACGGUAGUGAUAACGAAGGGGUAACUACAAUAGAUCAGUUAGAGUCAAACAAAGAGAAAGGUUCUAAAUGCCACCCCACACGGCAAUUUGAAAAUAUUUCAGAUGCUGAUGAGUACAUCCCUGAUAAUGCCAUAGAAAACACCCAUAAGGGUAAAUUAAAGGAUUUAUGGAGUUCAAUGAUCACCAGUGGAUAUUGUCCCCAGGGCGACGAAACAAAAUGCUUUCAGAGUGCCUCUAGAUUAAAUCUAUGGACUGAGGCAACGAGCUACUCUACACUAAACCCCAAAAUAUCUGAGGAGGUAACAUCAAACGAGAGCAGAUGUGAUAUCAAGGGCAGUAACACUAAUACCAACGAAAUGGAAACGUAUCAAGGACAAGUUCGCUAUCACUAUCUUGCAAGGGAAAAACAUCACCCUGUACAAUCCAGUGACUCGGACGAUGAUGGUCUGUAUAGUGCCAUGGCUAACUCUGACCUCCGAGAAGGCCUUGGCAUAAAUGUCAAAGCCAGCACCUCAGAUUUCGUUUUACUGGACAUUUCAGCCAAACAUCCCUCGGCAGGGUACCCUGACUCCAAUGGGAGUCAACUGAGUGUGGGUGGGCCUGCAUCUGCCUCUGUCCAGCCUUACCAGUGCACUAUGUGUGAUAGGGCCUUCAGCCAGCGAGGCUCCCUCAACAGACACAUGCGCUCCCACCUGGGUGUUAGACCCUACUCCUGCCCCCAGUGUCCCAUGACCUUCUCUAGACAGUACCGGGUCACUGAGCACAUGCGCGUCCACCAACGGGGCUGCGAGGACCUUCAGAGGACAGGCCCUACCUGAUGGCAGCAACAAUCAAAGCAAUGGAGCUUCAGCUGAAAAUCCUACACAACUUUGGAAUUAGGUCAGUGCUAAGGCUUGUUCAACUCUAUCAAUAUCAGUUUGUGAGAUAGAGUUGAUCAGGGUUCAAGACACUUGUGAACUGUAUCCAAAACCCUUUGGGAAAGCGCUUUUGGUAUGAUAGUCUGUGUUACCAGCCAUUUGAUGAAAAGGAAAUGCUUUCAGAUGUUCUGUCACUUCGAAAACAAUUUGAGAAAGCACCUUUUGGCAUUAGUUUAUUGUCGUUUGAUGAAGUGAAAAUGAAUCAUGAAUCAUCAAGAUGGAUUUCUCUUAUACUCUUAAUAAUUUCAAGUGGCCUUAUAUUCAUGGGUUGCACAUUUCGUCACAAUAUUGUUUUGAACAUUAGUUUUAGGACAGAUGCCUAGCUGAACAUUCUACUCAAUGCAGUCUCAAUGGGUGUUGAGGAAAAUUUUGUCUAAAGUGUAUUACUGUGGCUUGGAAACACGAUGACAUUUCAAAAGGAGGCAAAUAAUUAGCAGGACAGGCCUUUGUCAUCGUUGUGAUGUCUCCAAAUUGACUUUAGAUACAGUAUAACUUUAGCUAGCUAGCUAAGAUUGAGGGGAGAGUACUGACAUUUUAGCUAGCUAACAUUAGCAUUGCUAGCUACAGUGCCUUCAGA